AUGGCGACGAGAAAUCCAUCCCCUCCUCGUGAUGAAAGUGAGACCUCACCGCCUCCCGUCUCAGACAACAUUGGCGAGACAGCAUACAGUAAAAUGUGGCUGUAUUCGCUCAUUUUGAGGGUCCUCAAGUUUCUUCAAGCGGAGCCUGGAGAUCCCGAUAUCACUGUAUCCGACACGAUUGACAGCGAGCUGGAGGAAGAAUUAUGUUGCCUCUGGGACAUUACUGUGAACAGAGAAGUUCUGCCGCAUCUUCGAGAGUUUCGUCUCGUUCCUGUCUUCUCUGGCGCCGUGGCCCGUGUGCUCUGUCCGCGCCUAACGGAAAUUUCUUUGGGCAUCCUGGCUAACAUGGCUCUAGAUGAAAGCGAGUGCGCUCAAAUGACCGAAGAACCUGCUUUCAUCAUAAACACUCUGAACCUCAUGGCUUCGACCGAUGCACGAAUUUUACUGGAGCUCUUCAGGCUCCUACAAGCCGCUCUUGCGUCCCACUCAAAUAGACAGGCCUGGCUUGAUGCCAUCCACUUUACUCCAGAAUUUUUUGACAGGGUCACUUUCAUCCUCUGCAGUUCUACAAAUGCUGGCCUCCUAGUAAACACAAUCAGUGCCGUGGAAACCAUUGUCCGGGUGGAUGACAGCAUUUCGGAGGUUUGGUGCAAUGACCACUUGCUCAGCUCCAUUCUAGAAGCACAAAAACAAAUGCACUGGCUGCAUGGCGACGAAGUCGAGGUGAUCCACCGCCUUCUGUACAUCUUCUCCUCGAACCGCAGCGGCGUUCAGACGUUGAGUAAGUUUGCGUCAGGAAUUUGGUCUCUACUAUAUUCCUCGUGGUAA
Molecule: messenger RNA, 828 nt
Organism: Dibothriocephalus latus
Lineage: Eukaryota; Metazoa; Platyhelminthes; Cestoda; Diphyllobothriidea; Diphyllobothriidae
Source: the annotation of a GenBank genome assembly